This is a messenger RNA of Schistosoma bovis, 2102 nucleotides long. The record is from the annotation of a GenBank genome assembly. Lineage: Eukaryota; Metazoa; Platyhelminthes; Trematoda; Strigeidida; Schistosomatidae.
GUUCCUGUAAAAAUCUUUCUACGGUUUAAAUCCAAUUGAUGUGGAUACGAGUUUCGUCUCGAUAUCUCUUCUGUAGACGUUACCGCAAAAUACAUAUGCAAACAGAUUGUUCAAAAGUGGAUUCGGAUGUGUUUUCGAAUUUCUUCCCGUAUUUUUUUAUCCGAUCAAUAGCUAAUCAAGAAUGUAAGAAGCUGGUUGCAGAACUGUUUAUUCCAUAUUCGAUCCCAGCAUCAACUAAUUUUGAAGUUCAGCAGGAUCGUAGACAACGACGAUUUUCUUUUGAAUGUUCGGUUCACGAACCAUUAUCGGUUUUCUUCACUCGUCUUAUAUCUUCCAUUAAUGGCCAGUAUUUGAAAGGAAGGAGUAUAUCAACCAAUAACAGAGUUUAUUUAGCUACAAAAGCUAACUUGGUUUGCAAAAGUACAGAUGGAUCUACUGCUUUAACAGAAUUUAGUAAUGACAAGACUCUUGAAGAUUGUUUUCUAUCAGACUCUACUGAUAAUAAUGCUAGUAAACCGUAUCAAUUAUUGUUGCAAAUAAACUUUUCCAUGCAUGACUAUCCUGAAAAAAAUACCUUGCUUGUUUAUGUUGUCCAGAGAAACCCAGCACAUAUAAUCCAAUGCCGUUUAAAUACAAUUCCAAUGGUGGGUUGCCCUGUUGUACCGCUUCUCGAAGGAGAAAAUAUAUGUCUGACAAAUUCUGAAUUUCUAUGGUUUGUUGGACAGUCUAAAAAAUGGCCAGAUAAACCGUGUCACAAAGGCUUCUUAUUCAUACCAACUGAAGAUCAUGUUGGUUUAUCAAUUCAGUUGAAAGUUCGUGUACGUGACAUUAAAGGUAUGGCCGGUGUCCCAUUCGGAACAAACAAAUUUUUUGAUCCUUAUGGACAACCGAUUGAAUGCAAAUCGCCUGUGCUUAUAGCUCCUAAUCAAGUAUUUCAUCAGCAGAGGUAUAAGUGGAUUGAAAACAAUCAAUUAGAUUCACAACAUUUACGUGUUGUAAGUUACAAUAUUCUGGCCGAAAUGUAUGCUCGAUCUGAUUUUGCUCGUGCCCAUAUAUUCAAACAUUGCCCAGAGGCUUGUAUCAGUUCAGCCUACCGAUUACCGUUGAUUUUACGUGAACUGUUUUCUUAUCAGUCGGAUUUUAUCUGCCUUCAAGAAGUCGAUCGAUGGGUUUACGAGAAAUACCUUCUAAAUGCUUUAAGAUCCCAUCGAAAUAUGGACGGCAUAUUCUUAGCUAAAAGAGCAGUCAUAACUGAUCCGAAUGAUCCGGCUAAAGUUAUAGUUGACACAGAAAAAGAAAAGGGUGAAGGUUGUGCAAUCUUCUAUCGUCGUGCUCGGUUUGAACUUGUGUCGAAAUGCGGCCUACCAUCGAUACUUCAUUAUGCAUCAACCGUUCCAUUUUUAUCAACUAUGUUAAACAGUUUCAAUUCCACAACCUUAAGCUGUAGCUCAACGGGCCAUUCAUUUAGUGAAGAGAAUACCGAAACCCAUAUUCAAAAGUCAUUAUCGCAGUGUCUGAUCAGUGGGAUAUUUCGAGAGAAGUCGACCACAUCACAAUCUCCUUUACUAAUUGUUUCUAAUGCCCACUUCUAUUUUCAUCCUUCAGCUAGUCCGAUUCGAAUAAUUCAAGCGCGUACAGUUCAUUACUACUUAUCAAAACUUGCUAUGGAUUACAGACAGUCGGAUAAUAAACCAAUUCCAAUUGUUUUUUGUGGGGAUAUCAAUCAGUGUCCAGGUAGUGAUGUGUAUACCGCUCUCACUCAAGGUGAUGGAUGCCCAUGUGAUGAGGAGGUUGCUUAUCAGCCUAUAUUUGAAUCAGCUUAUGUAAAUAAUCCACCUGAAUUUACUAACUGGGUGCCUGGAUUUCACAAUGUUUUGGACGUUAUAUUGUAUAAUACAGACUCAGAUUUAAAAUGUAUUCAUGUGUUGCCGAUUGAUCCACUGGAGAAAAUCCAAGAGUUGUUGAUUCAGUUAAUCAAUGAGAAUGGUCAAAUUGUGCAAGAUUCUAGCGAAUUGGGUCUCCCAAACGCCUACUUCCCAAGUGAUCAUAUCGCACUUGUAGCUGAUUUUUCAUGGGACUCUUUAGAACAUACAAGUGAAUAG